Messenger RNA from Diplodia corticola, 1416 nucleotides. Its product is annotated as c2h2 transcription factor. Gene Ontology annotation, molecular function: DNA-binding transcription factor activity, RNA polymerase II-specific; RNA polymerase II cis-regulatory region sequence-specific DNA binding. Gene Ontology annotation, cellular component: nucleus. NCBI's taxonomy places the organism in Eukaryota, Fungi, Ascomycota, Dothideomycetes, Botryosphaeriales, Botryosphaeriaceae. The transcript has 3 exons. Gene Ontology annotation, biological process: regulation of transcription by RNA polymerase II. The coding region runs from base 1 to 1416 and encodes 471 amino acids. The record is from RefSeq and is a predicted model, not a curated record.
AUGGACGAUGACUUCAACGACCCGCAAUUCUUUCAGAAUUUCCUGCAAGAGGUGGACAGCAUGUUCCCGCAGGGCGACGCUCCGGAUGACAGCUCGCUGCUGCCUGCUGACUGCGGCUCGGGAGACGUCAAUAGUUCCGAGGCUGACGAAUCCCUGCAGCACCCCACACGUUGCUGGCAUGAAGAAUCCCAAUCGGGAUUGAUAGCUGUUCCGCCACCGGUUGUGCAUCCAUACUACAUGAUGGAUCCGAAUACUUCCACUUCGCUAUCAUUACUUGGAAAGCAACAAGCGGAUCACGAUGCUUGGCUAGAAACUAAGCACCAAGAUUCUCCAGCGGUGAUUCCACAAUUCUCAGCGGCUUUGCACGAUUCACUUCCAGAAUCGAGCAAUAUUCCGUCCAACGGGGCGCUUCUGUCCUCAUGGAAGAAGCAUGUCGACCACGAUAACCCAAUACACCUUGACACUACGGGAUCCGCUGCGAAAGAAUCAGAGGAGCUGUCUGUGAUUGGACCCAAAGUCAUCGAAGAUGGCCGGGCCCGCGAUGGCUACGUGCAUGAGAAUGGCGGAGGCUACACAUGCAGAUUUCCCAACUGCAAAGUCAAGCGUCUCUUCAAGCGCAAGUAUGAGCUCCAGCGUCACAUGGGGAUUCACACGCCGACGCAGACAUUCGAUUGCCCCGUGUUCUCUUGCAAUCGUCGCGGUCGCUAUGCUUUCUACAGAGAGGACAAGCUCAAAGCGCAUUUGAAGGCUGUCCAUUCCGAUGAGGAUCAAGCAGCUUGUCCUGUGCCAGGCUGUCGAGCUCUUGCUGAGACUUUUCCACUGGACCUUCUCAGGGUCCAUGUUUCUUGCCAUGACAAUGACGACGCCCAGACUAUCAAGCUACUGAAGAGCUAUGGGGAACGAGACCGGAAAUGCCCCAUGCGGAAUUGCCGACAGAAGCGCUGGUUGAGCAUCGAGCAGAUUGCAGGCCCGAAGGGACACCUCAUGUCUCACGAUGAAGCUGAUCGAAUCUCACAAGCAUCCGAUCUUCGAGGUCGGGGUUACGGGGUGCAUGGCGAAGCUAUUUGCCCCAUCUGCGACUAUUCAUCGACGGACAUUGCUGCCAUUCAACAACACAUCGAGUCCGAGCAUAUCCUCACCGAGCAUGGGAGGAUGCACGUCAACGCUGUUCGAUCAAUCCUCAAACCUUACGAUAAGACCUAUCCGCGUGUUUGGGACCAUUUACCAUAUGGUUGGUUUGCCUACUCAUGUCCCAGCUGCCCCUACGAGAAAAAGGAAUACCAAUCUGCUCCCACCGAUCAUGUGGGGAUUUUCAAGCCCUCCGAUGAAAUCUACCCGUUCAGGAGACACAUCCUGCAUCUCUGGCCAGAGUUUCAUUCCCAUCCCGUAUUCGAUGACGUCCGUCCCACAGCUUGA